Messenger RNA from Fundulus heteroclitus (mummichog), 3116 nucleotides. RefSeq names its product protein kinase, cAMP-dependent, regulatory, type II, alpha A (gene prkar2aa). Gene Ontology annotation, cellular component: cAMP-dependent protein kinase complex. NCBI's taxonomy places the organism in Eukaryota, Metazoa, Chordata, Actinopteri, Cyprinodontiformes, Fundulidae. The record is from RefSeq and is a predicted model, not a curated record. Gene Ontology annotation, biological process: regulation of protein phosphorylation. The transcript is spliced from 11 exons. Gene Ontology annotation, molecular function: cAMP-dependent protein kinase regulator activity. Bases 733 to 1911 code for a protein of 392 amino acids.
CGGUUGCUCGGUGCGUAAAAAGAGCUGUGGAUUACCUCGUCAGGGGGCAGCAGACCUGCUUUCUGUUAAUUUAGCAGGCAUUUUCCUCACGCUAUUAGACGUCUGUGUGAUACGUCAACUUUUUAAAAGUGUUUUUUUUUUCACUCCCCCUUCUUCUUCUUUGGUGCUUCGGACAGCUUUUAAUAACAGAGGCGUGUUGCUACGGCGAGCUCACAGCAAGCUUUGUGUCACCUGGCCGUAGCAGCUGACUCGUGUCCUGUGGAGAACGGAGUUGCCAAGGGAAAACUAGCGGUUGCUAGUUAGCAGGUCAGCCACUUAGCCCGCCAGCUAGCCUCACUGUCACACUAAAGUCCCACCCUUACCGAGUGCGUGAACGUCGGGCUGCAGCGCUGAAGAAGACAACAUUUUUUUUUCCCCUCCCCUGCUCUCUCUGAACUUAGCCAGCAUCCUUUUUACACCCGGCUGGCAGGAAAGAUUAGCCCCCUUCCGAAGGUUAGCUUAGUUAGGUCUCGCUAACGGAAACUGGUCGUUUUUCACGUUCGGAAAGGCUUUUUUUUUCUCCCCCUCUCCUUCAAUGAAGGGACACCGAUAGAAGGGACUGGCUUAAAAAAAAAAAGACGAGGCGAAAUAAAGACAACAAGGAAGACACCGAGGAGGAGGUGACUGGCUUGUGUAGCCGGGGAGACGCAAUUGUGAACAUAUCGAGCAGCUACCAACAAGCUAAAGACAGCCAUGAGUAUUGAGAUACCGGUGGGGUUGACAGAACUGCUGCAGGGCUACACAGUGGAGGUGCUGCGACAGAGGCCGUCGGACCUGGUGGAUUUUGCUGUACAGUACUUCACCCGCUUGCGGGACACCAGAAGUCAGGAUGGGUCCGGCGUGGGCGGCAAACCGGGGAAAGGGGUGAUGUUCGACGGGGAGCCCAUGCAAACGGAGUCCAACGGCGAGGACGACGACGACGAUGAAGAUUCUGACUUUGAACCUCCACCGCCGAGCAGAUUCAACAGGAGAGUGUCAGUUUGUGCCGAGGCGUUCAACCCAGACGACGACGAUGAAGACACCGAGCCCAGAGUGGUUCACCCAAAAACAGACGAACAGCGCUGCAGACUGCAGGAGGCCUGCCGAGACAUCUUACUUUUCAAAACACUAGAUCAGGAGCAGUUCUCGCAGGUGCUGGACGCCAUGUUUGAGUUGAAGGUCCAGCCGGAGGAGCAUGUCAUCGAUCAGGGGGCCGAUGGAGACAACUUUUAUGUCAUAGAGAGGGGUGUGUUUGACAUUAAGGUAUCGGGAAAUUGUGUGGGUCAGUACAACAAUAAGGGCAGCUUCGGAGAGCUGGCGCUCAUGUACAACACGCCACGUGCCGCCACCAUCGUAGCCACCCAGGAGGGAUCACUUUGGGGCCUGGACCGGGCAACGUUUCGAAGACUCAUCGUUAAGAACAACGCCAAGAAGAGGAGGAUGUACGAGACUUUUAUUGAGUCUGUACCGUUGCUUAAAUCACUGGAGGCAACAGAGAGGAUGAAGAUAGUGGAUGUAUUAGGAAUGAAGCAGUUCUUAGACGGAGAGCGCAUCAUCACACAGGGAGAAAAGGCGGACUGUUUCUACAUCGUAGAAUCUGGAGAGGUCAAAAUCAUGAUGAAGAGCAAAACAAAGGCAGACCACGCAGACAACGCGGAGGUGGAGAUAGCACGCUGUAGCAGGGGCCAGUAUUUCGGGGAGCUGGCCUUGGUCACUAACAAGCCCCGGGCCGCCUCAGCCUACGCAAUGGGAGACGUCAAGUGUUUGGUAAUAGACGUGCAGGCAUUCGAGCGCCUCCUGGGCUCCUGUAAGGAAAUCAUGAAGCGGAACAUCGCCCACUACGAGGAGCAGCUCGUGGCUCUGUUCGGAUCCAGCAUGGACCUGAGAGACUGAGCCUCCCACUCCACCCUCCGUGCCUUCUUUUACAAACACACCGACAAACACACACACAGACAUUAACUCCUCUCCAACAUCAGGAAGCGGUUAAAACGGACUCCUAAGCUUUACACGUGGUGCACAAGCACGGGAAAGCGUACUUGGCUCACCUGCAGGUACAUAACUCCUCGGUUUUCAAACACUCGGCCCUCUGUCACACACAAACACACGUGGUAGGCACUGAGAGACGCACACUCCAAAAUGCGUGCUCGCCCUCGAGCCCAUCCAAGCUAAACAGAUUCCUUGAUAAGCGGACUUUGGUUACAUGCACAUUCUUAAACACACCCCCUGCUACAGGCCACCCAAGUUGGCUGCUUGAGUCAGUUUCAACUCCUCAGUAAUGAAUGUCUUACCUGCGGUGACCUUAUGCAGGCAGAGCAGCGUAAGGACACGACCGUCGCAGACACACUCCAAGCACAUCCACAACCACACCAUGGAGCUUCAUACGUGCAGGCUUUACCGUCACAUGAGCACUUGAACAACUCAGAGUUGUUCCAAGCCUCAGCCAAGGACACAUCAGAAUAGAGGCGCACACAUUGGGUGACAGGUACAGAUACACACACACACACACACACACACACACACACGCUCACACCAUGGAGACGAAUAUCGUUAAAAAUCUCUGAAAAGGAAGACAAAUCCAAAAAAUGCAAAAAAAAAAAAAAGUUUAAAAGACAUAAGUUUUAGAAACAUUUUAUGAAGAUAAAAAGGCUUUGAUAAAAUAUUAUUUAAAUAAAAAAGUGUUCCCUCUUUGGGAGGCUGGGGGUGCAGAACUUUGUGAGCGCACUCCGUUUUCUUCCUCUGCUGUCGUUGAUUGAGUUGAGUUAGUGCUGGUGAUUGUUGCAGUACCAUGGAGGAAGCAGUGAAAACAACCAACCUACACCUUCUGGGCCAUUGUUAUUCUGUCAGACGCCACACUCCAUUGUAUUGAAUUAAUUAUUAAUGUAUUAUAUAUUCUUUUUUUUUUUUUGUUUUUGUUUUUUUUUUUGUUUUACGUUGACAAGUUCUGGAUAAAAAUUCACCAUCCAUCUCUGACAAAAUGUAAAAAGAGAAAAAAAAAAUCUAAUAAAAACACAUUAGUGCUUAAUUCUUCUUGAUUAUUCUUGAAUGAGUUGUCCUGGAUUAAAAGAAAAAGCUGAAAAAUAAAGUAAACAUUUUGGUAA